This is a messenger RNA of Schistosoma mattheei, 2555 nucleotides long. The record is from the annotation of a GenBank genome assembly. Lineage: Eukaryota; Metazoa; Platyhelminthes; Trematoda; Strigeidida; Schistosomatidae.
UUGUUUUUUUAGCGUGGUUUUGUGCGAAUGGGGAGUGAGGCACUUGUUGUGAUCCACCUUCGAUUACACUUAUUCGUAUGAUACUGUAAAAUCAUUGUUUUAUUAUACUAGUGAUUCGUGAGUACUCGUGUAAUAAUCCCUUACAUGAUACACCGUGUCUUGUCCCGUGAAGUACUCGCGUCGACCAAGCAAUAUAUCGCUGCCGACCUGAAGCACGUUUUCCGCACUGCCGAAAGCGUGUCGGAGAAUAAAUACAAGCCGUUAACAAUUUGAAGUUGCACCAUGUUCUCUGUAUUGGUGUCUUGUGGUACAUAUGAUGGUAGUGUUUUUACGUUAGAAUAUCUCCAUGAUACUAUUGAUACUGCGGGUCCGAAACUGUUAAAACCACUAUUCAUCGACCCUACAGCACAUCCAUCGCCGGUCACAACAGUAGCUACCAAAGACGAUGUGGUUAUUUCUGGAAGUAGCGAUGAAAUUAUUCAGGUAUUUUCAGUACACACAAAAACUCGUGUAGGUGCACUCGAGAUGCAUGUUGGGACCAUAAGACAGCUUAAGUUUAUUACAGAAUCGCAUGACUCGACGUGCUGUCAUUUCUUCAGUGCUGGUGAUGAUGGAUGUAUUGGCAUCUGGCGUUGCGAAACCCCAGGAGGUAAACUUACCAAAUGCCCACACCCAUCAGCUUGGGAGUGUAUUCGUCAAAUUCGUCGCCAUAAAGGGUCAGUCCAAAGUAUAGCAGUGCAUCCUUCCAAUCGCUGUCUUUUCUCCAUCAGUGCAGACAAAACGUUUCGUGUUUGGAAUCUACUUCGUGGUCGACAGGCUUAUGCUGUUAGACUGAAAAAUCUGGCAAACGAGGCAAAUAAAAUCUCAAUGUCACCAACUGGUAACCGUCUUCUUUUUAUUUGGCCAAAUAAAUUCGAAAUGAUUGAUCUUGUCAGCGAAUCGCAGACAAGUCCCGAUACUAUCAAAAAUGAAGCUUUCAUCCUUGGCAGCGUCCAGUUUUCUAAUCCCCCUACUUCAGACCCUACUUUCUUCAGUGAAGAUGAUGAACUCUGUAAUCAAAAGUCUUCAGACCCCCUGUUUGCAUAUGUAAUGGUUGGCAUUGACGCAUCACUUACUUUGAUAAAAUUCAACGUUCGAAAUAACGCGUCGGAUUCAUGGACACCUAAAAUUACAAGCAAAGUAGUUUUGCCGGGUAAACGAAUCAAAUUUAUUCAAGUUCUACACUGGCCAUCUCAUCUGGAAGAGAAAGAACCAAUGUGCUCUGGACGUAGUCGGUUGGUAGUAGUUGUUACGACAGAAGCCGAUGGUAGCCAUGUACGCGGUUAUGCUGUAAACCUCAAUUCGACGGACGUCCUUGAGCCAGGAAAGUCAUUCAUCCCUUUGUUCACAUAUGACAUCCCAAGCGCUCGAAUUACCGCCCUAGCUGCCACCUGGACUUCAACAAAUUACAUGCAUCAUUCGAAAGUAUGAAGAUAAAAUUAAUCCCUAGUGAAAUCGAUUUUGAAUGACAUCUACCUGUACAUUUAUUAUGUAAAUAAAAUCUCGUGAUUUUCCGAUUUCAUCAGUAUUAAUUACAUCCAAAUCAUUGAACAUGUAGCCUAACAACGACGUAGAUUGCCGAACGUACGCAAAAGUCGACACGUCCUAACUACAUAUAUGUGACAGCGGAAACUGCUGUUUAAUAGCAUUGCGCUGUAGUGGCUGAUGAAAUAAACAAGAAAACUACGUGCCUGAGACACUGAUACUCUUGAAUCUAUGCACUAUGUUUUGCAUAUUGUAAUGAUUCAAACAUUCCGAACCCAAACAGAUCUGUAGCUAAACCACUCCUUGCCUCUCGGGAUUUGGUCACAUGCAAUCGACUUGCUGACGAUUCUUUGAGCUAAGUGCAGUGUUUGCUGCAAAAUUGGGGCUUUUUUAUAACCAAAUAGAUGUACUAGGCGUCUAUUCAUUAUACCGAGCUUCCUUCAAUCAUGGACAAAUAUCAAGAACUAGAUGGAAUGUGCACGUGUUUGUUAUUGAACCAUGUUCAAAUGAAGUAUGUUUUCCCGCACCAGUUUACAAUUGCUAUUAAAAAGCAUCAAAGGCGUUUCUAACGUAUAUUUAUGUCGAGGAUAUUAAAUACAGAAUCCAUUGUUGGCGUUUACAAUAAAUUAAGUAACCUGCGUUAUAGUAAAACAAAUUACUUUGGAAGAUUCGCAGCUUUUCUGAAUUCAUACUGAGUAGACCCAACUUUCCAUUUUGGGAACUAAUUACCCUAAAAAAGAACUACAAAUUCAUACACUCAAAGAAAUAUAGCUAUUAUAUUUAGCUAUGUUGCGUUUCAAAAUAUCUGAACACGGACCCAUGACACGCUCAAAUCGUUUGCGGUCAAGUUUCACGCAACGUAGAGUACCUUGGGCAACAACAGUUGCUGCACGUGGUCGAUCAAGCAGUAAAGCAAUCUCACCUAUGUAAAGUAAAUUUGAAAAGUAAAAUAAGUGCGUAGAAAAUUAAUGAUAUAUUUAAUUUUAACAGAAAUUGCUAACAGUACGACUUUUUACGGUGUUAUUAUAUAA